AUGGAUGAUUAUAUGAGUUACAAUAAUUUUUAUCAGCAGCCGAUGCCCGGGUCUGAUAUGUAUCCGCCGCAACAACUUGGAGGGAUAGAAGAUCAGAUGGGCAUACAGCCGAAAGCGAACGAACCACCACCGCCACCACCGAUUGUAAUCUGUCCGACGGAAGUGGAUCAUAUUAAUGUGACUCUUGAGAAAAAUCAACAAUGUAAAUGCAAGGACUGCGAUAAACUUUUUAACUCGGUUUGGUAUUUGAAACAACACGCUGUAAAACAUUCAAAUGAUCGACCAUUCAAGUGCAAAUUCUGUUUUAAAACCUACAAAUUUCGAUCAAAUCUCUAUCAACACAAAUGCCCAGAGCGUCAGAAGUCAAUAGCACAACGUCGACGAGGACAGAAUAUCAUUAACACAAAACGGAAUGAGACUCAAAUCAUCAAGACAAGCAAGAUUGAGACGGCAAUCAUGCAAGAGGAGCCUCAAGUCAACAAUUUUCCGUUGCAACUUCAGAAUUGUUUCUCAGAAACCGAGGAUAAUGAUGCUCCAAUUACAUAUGGGCUGGUGAUCCAGAAUAUGGAUCCAAAUCAAAUGCAGCCACAGUUGACUCUUUCGCAGCAAAUGCCACAACAGACUCCACCACAGCAGAUGCCGCUUCAGGAUAUGCAGCAACAGCAACAGCAGCAGACACCACAUGAGCCAUCACAGCAGCAAUCACCCCUUGAUUUGCAGAAUUAUCAAAACUUCCAAAUGCAACUUCCGCCAUCAAUCGAUCCUUUGAUGAACGACAUGGAAAACUGUUUCGACAAGCAGGCGGAUUUCGAUAGCGUACGUGGAGAGCAGCUCCCAUUGCAACAGAUUGAAGACUACCUUGAGAAAAACAAACAUAAGCUAUUCUCGUGCCGCAAAUGCCGUGUCUUCCUGCCAACCGAAGAAGCUUUCAUGAGACAUUCAGCGUCUCACAAUGGCGAAGAUUUAUUUCCGUACAAAUGCACACACUGCCGUCAAGCGUUCGAUUGCGAAAAAGAGCUGAUGAGACAUUGCCAGACACACGCGCCAGAGGAGGGUGUAUUUAGAUGUUAUGAAUGUUGUGGUCAAUUCAAGAGCCAAUAUGCUCUCCGACGCCAUCGGGAUCAGUGUCGUCCAUGCUUUGUGCCACCGAUGCAGAACAGCAUCGUGAGUGGUAGAAGAAGAAUUUUCAAAUUAUAUGUUAACAAUUUUCAGAUGGUAUCCGUACAAACUCCAUUCGACCCAUUCUCAUUCAUCCCAGACGACAGCUUGUUCCUUCCAGUUUGCGACGACCUUUCAACCGUCGGAACUGAUAGUGGAAUGGGAAGUGAAGGAUCACCAAACAGCAUGUCACAAGCUUCGCCUGAAAGAAAUGGAAUGGAUGACACGUUCAGCUUCCUCAACGGUAACAAGAAGAAGGAGAAGGAGGAUGAUGAGGAUUCCGGAUUCCGUUCUCGUCUCAACUCGGUGACCCAUUCUUGCUCACCAGACUCAUUUUCUGAUUCUCACUGCGAUUCGCCACCACGAAAACUGUCUGGAGGCAGUGGACUCGGAGCUUCCUCAUUUCUUGGUGGCUAUGGAACCGGCCCAACUUAUGGUCAGCAGAUGAUUUAUGACAAGAGCAUUGAUGAGAUCGAUUGCGACAGCUACGGAGCUAUGAUUAAGGACACUCCAUUGAUGUAUCAGCAGCAAAUCAUUUCUUUGAGAAGUCAAGAAGUCAAUGGAAAUGGUCUGAUGGUUGCCCCAAUUAUUCAGUACCACAUGCAGCCAAUGUCAAUGAAAGAGUUCUUUCAAACGCAACCCUCCACAUCAGAUGCUGACACUUUUGAAAGCUUCGAGAAUGAUAGCCACCCGUGGAAGAAUGAUGGUUACGAUAUGCCAGCAGUAGAAACCUUAGAAGUCAAAGAGCUCGCCGCUGUGCUGAUAGCUAUGUAUUUGUGCAGUGCCGCUGAUCAAUUGUCGGAUGUGCUCUCAACUCUGGCAUCUCUUUCAAUUCAUUAA
Messenger RNA from Caenorhabditis briggsae, 1998 nucleotides. The record is from RefSeq and is a predicted model, not a curated record. The transcript has 8 exons. Lineage: Eukaryota; Metazoa; Nematoda; Chromadorea; Rhabditida; Rhabditidae. Gene Ontology annotation, cellular component: nucleus. The coding region runs from base 1 to 1998 and encodes 665 amino acids.